UUUCUUUCUCCUGACAGAUGGAAAUAAUUGCAGGUGCCAUCAGAACAAAUCCCAAGCAAGGCUUUUUGUCUGAUAACGUGAUUUCAGAGAAUCUCUAUAGAGAAACAAGAAGAUAUGAAGCAUAGACAUGUUGCAUGCAGGCAAGUUACAAGUAGAUAUUGGCACAGCUGGAAAUCUGUUCUAAGGAUUUCAAAGCAGGAUAGAGAGUGGCAGCUGAGGCAAAACAUGACUGUGGCCUAAGGACCUCUUGUCCUCUGUACUGAAGGUUCAAGUCUGAGGAAUAAACAGAAAAUUCUGCAUGGGGAAGAAGGUCUCACUUGGACACUUAAUGCAACCUACUCAUGCUAAAUAUGUGUACAGGCAGCUGUUAAAGAACAGCUGAGGCUCCUGUUUCCUUCUUGGAGCUGAGUUAACACAUUUGUUCUCAAUGGAAUUGCAAGAAAGAUGUGAGUCUAAAUGAUGGAUGUAGCUGCUAAAUGUUGUUGAAUAUCUUAUUGCUAAGAAAUGAACUCAUUUAGAAAGGAUAAACACAAUCAGUCUGCUUUGAAGUGAGUCCGUAUAUGCAGAAUCUCACCUUCUGUUCUGAGCCCCCCAGAGGUGUAGAGAACAUGCUGAAGUCUGCUGGUGCUGUAUUACAGUCUAUCAGGUGUUCACUCUGGGGGAGUUCCAGGAGUGCUAAACAUAGCUUCCUUAUCUUCAGCUCCUUGACCUCACUGGAAGCAGAAUCCAAGUAGCGCUGAUGCUUGAAGGUUUCCCACACAUGAAGGCCACGAAAUAUAUUCACUCAGAUAAUGAAAAGGAAGGGUGUGCUCUGCCUUGGAAGCUUUCCCCCUGGAAAAGAAGGCAAAAGGUUCAAUCACAAAGAAGUUAGUAGAGUGAUGUUUUUCGUUGUGAUAUAAUGCUGUAGAAGCCACACUCCUCUCCAACUAUAUAUGUUUAACUGAUGGCCAGAUCUGCUCUGUCAACAAAGAAAGGAUUAGACUGGAAAGCAGAACUCAGGACUAAAUGAUAAAUGUGAAAUUAAAAAAAAAAAAAAAACAACAAACGAUAAAAAACAACAACAACCAGCUAUUUAAUAAGAAGACUGGCUGUUCUCUACCCUGCGUGAUUCUAGGGUGUUGUAGAGAAGUGAAUAGGUAAUUUAAACAUUCAGUACUGCAAUACAGACAGGAAAACCCAGGCGACUUUGGCCUUAAUUCAGAUGCCCCGUCUUGGAACGACUGCAUCCUGCCGGUGUGUUUCAAGCAGCGAGUACUUCAUUUGCAUUGUCUCUGUGCAUCAAUGAAGAGUCCAAGUAUGGCUUUGUUCAAGCAACAGAAGGUGGAGGACGUUUACGAAAUUGGGGAAGAACUGGGAAGGCUUGGAAGAAAUCCCAGGUGACUCAGUCUCUACUUAAAUGGAAAAGGGGAGGAACUUGGAAAUCUGUGAUAAAAAGCCAUGUCAUCCAGCUAGAUGGACUCUCCCUGGCAAACAGCAGGGUGUAAUUACAGUGGCCAAUUUGCUAUUGUGAAGAAAUGUAGAGAAAUAAGCACCGGUUUGGAGUACGCUGCUAAGUUCAUUAAGAAGCGCCAGAGUCGGGCCAGUCGUCGUGGGGUGCGGCGUGAGGAAAUAGAACGGGAGGUGGACAUUCUGCAGCAGACCCUACACGCCAACAUCAUCAAGCUUCAUGACAUCUAUGAGAACAAGACAGAUGUGGUUCUCAUCCUUGAGCUAGUGUCUGGAGGAGAACUUUUUGACUUCCUGGCGCAGAAGGAAUCUUUGAGUGAAGAGGAAGCAACCAGAUUCAUCAAGCAGAUUUUGGAUGGUGUGAAUUACCUUCACUCUAAGAAAAUUGCUCACUUUGAUUUAAAGCCUGAAAACAUUAUGCUUCUAGACAAGAACAUCCCUAUUCCACACAUCAAACUCAUAGACUUUGGCCUGGCUCACAAAAUAGAAGAUGGAGUUGAAUUUAAAAACAUUUUUGGAACUCCAGAAUUCGUAGCUCCAGAAAUAGUGAACUAUGAACCACUGGGGCUGGCUGCAGAUAUGUGGAGCAUAGGAGUCAUCACCUACAUACUGCUUAGUGGUGCAUCACCUUUCCUUGGAGAAACUAAACAAGAAACGCUUGCUAACAUCACAGCUGUGAAUUAUGAAUUUGAUGAAGAGUUUUUCAGCAAUACCAGUGACCUGGCAAAAGAUUUUAUUCGGAAACUCCUGGUGAAAGAUACACGGAAACGGCUUACAAUUCAGGAGGCUCUGUCUCAUCCGUGGAUAACGACUCACCAGCUGAAGGAAGAAACAAAAGUCGAGGAAAACAAGAAGGCUGAGAACACACAGCUCAAGACAAAACGACUGAGAGAGUACACCAUAAAAUGCCAUUCAAGUAUGCCUCCUAAUAACACCUACAUCAACUUUGAGCGCUUUGCCCGGGUAGUGGAAGACAUUUCCUUUAUGGAACGAGAGGUCAGCACGUUGGCUGCAUCCCAUGAUUCUUUGCAAGAGGACAUUGAUGCUCUGGUUUCCAUUUAUAAUGAGAAAGAAGCUUGGUAUAAAGAAGAAAAUGAAAGUGUGAGGCAUAAGCUGUCUCAGCUCAAGUAUGAAUACCGUAAAACUGAAUCCCUGAAAAGACAUCUACAAGAUGAUAUCAAGACUGUAGGUGCCAGUCUUACAGUCAUAACUGGGAAAUAUGCUGCUCUGCAGAAUCAGUAUGAAUCUCUCAGUCAAGAGCUUUCUGAGGAUCUUAAGUGGGUACAGGAUUUGAUGAGUAAUUUUCAACUGGAAAAUGGAAAUGAAGCCUGUGUGAAUGGAAACUUUGACUCUGUUUUCAACAAAGAUAUCAACGAAUCCCUAACGGACCUAUUAAACAGAUCGUGCUGUGAAGAAUUCCUUGCAGGGCUGAAUCUCAGUGUAGCAGAAUCAAAUCAGUAAUGUUCUAUAUCAGAUUAUAUGCAGGCUUUGCUGCCUCUCUCAAUGUACAGCAGUGAAAAAAAUAAUGUCUCAGUGCAUAAUCUCUACAUACAGAAACAUUACCUAGAACUGAAACAGAAAUUCUGAUGCAUUGCACAAGUUGCUGACCAAAACCAUAAAGUCGCAGUGCCAAAGUUUGUAGUGUUUAAGUUCUUUCCCAUGCUUGGUGUCUGAGCUUACAGGAACUGGGUUAUCACUGUAGUAUGGACCACAGCUAACCCUGCAUUCUUUUGCAUUACAUCAUACUUCAUCAUAUAUUACAGUUCCCGAAGUUCACUAAGUAGUGAAUGCAGAAAGGAGAGUUCAGUCUGUACUUACUGGGGUAGGUGCCUAGAAACCAAUAAAGAAUUAAUGAUAGCAUCUCCAUUUGGAUGAAAGAAAUAGUCACGUAGAGCUGCUGUGGGCAGUUCUACAGAGCAGAUGGGAGAAGUAUUUGCAAAGGUUAAAUCUGUGCUGUAACAUGAAGCAAAUGAAGUAGCAGUUUAGUAUGUGGAAAUUCUCUGUGAGAAUAGCUGCUGCUGAAGAACAGUAAAAAUCAGGCUUUUCAAGAUGAGGUUUUUAGGCCUGUAAUUCAGAUUGGAAUCCUCUACCAUCAGGUGUUAGCUAAUGAAUUAACUCUUUAGUUUAAAAUUCAGUGAAGUUUCCUGUCCCGUACCAAAGAAAUUUAAUCCAAAGACAGAAUUAUGAGUUUGUAAUGAACUGAUCAAAUUACUGUGUAUGUCAUUUUGCAGUGCCAAUAUUAAAAUGUGAGUGAUGAUAAGCAGUAACAUACAUGUCUGAUUUGGUUUCUACAGUAAAGAUGAUGAGACAGAACUGCAACUAAUUUAAUAUGCCGAAUGGGAUUGAGGACUAACGUUCUUGCUGUGAAGUUGUUGGUUUCUUUUUUAAGUUUUAGAAAGUAAGAGAAAAGUUGGCCCAAACUUGAAUCCUGUCUUGUGUUUCAAAGAUUUCAAUUGAUUGUACUGUAUAUUCACAGAUGUACUUGAAUCAUUUUUUAGACCCAGUAAAUUGUUCUUUAUGCAGAUGGCAAUUCUUCCUUGAUUAUGUAGUCAGUGACAAAAAGGGAAUUGUGAGGCUUUUUUUGUACUGGGAAGGGUUGUCAGGCAGCUGCUUUAUGCCUUCUUUGCUUAGCUAUAUGAAUUUGCUUCAAGAUAACUGUUAACACAGAUACAGGAAUUACAGAGGUAUUAGCCAGGCUUUCCUGUAUCCGUGUUCAGGUCCAUCCAGGGUUGAUCUCGAAAUGUAUUAGAAGGGGAGAAGUUAAUGAUCUCACUGAAUUGAACCACUGUUGUUCAUAACAUUAAAAAAAAAAAAAAAAAAAAAGCUUCCUACUUUGAGGUAAAAAUGGUAAAAGCAUACUUUCAUCCAGUUUGUGUAGGGUACAGUGGAUUUGUCACUGUCAUUGUGAAGACGUACAGAGGCUGGUGGAAACAAAGGGUUCUGGAAACAGUUGCUCAGCGGGGUGAUGUUAGCACAGUCAUGGCACUUGGAAGAUGGAAACUGGCAGUGUGCUCUGUGGCAUCUUGCUUUGCACAUGAGGUAAAAUUUUAGAUAGCCAGGAGAUGUCCCUCACAUGCUGAUGCUGUUGGCCAGGGAUGAUUGGACUCCAGAGUGCCGAGCAGUAUUGGAAACCUUUACUGUCUCAGCUUUUGAUUGGCCCUGAUGGCUUCAGUCGUCAUUUCUGCAGGUUUCUUGGAGCUACAAGACACAGGAGAUGCUGUUCAGGCAAACUGGAACAUCAGACUUUUUUUAAUUACUGUAAAGGAGAGAGUUUCGGUUCUUAAGAAGUAACUUAAAGACUACUGAGAGUCAGUAUCUGCAGAAAAGACCCUCAGUGAAGAAAGAGUCUGCCUGCCUUCCCUCAGCCGUCAUUUCACAUCCUCUGAUUUGUGUAGAUUUUCUUGAGGAACAAAUGCACUGACAUGACGAGAAGGAACAUGAAAUGAGGCCACUCUGUUCCCGAGUGCUUGGGUGAGGUCAAUAUUUUUGUGACUCAGUCCUUGAGGUCAGCAUUCUCUGGGCUGAAGGAGGUAAAUAACACACUGUCUUUGAGAAGGUGUUCUGAUGAUUGAGAAGAUGAUAAGGUCAUUGUUUGCUGGCUGCUUAGCAAUUGAGAGAUAGAUAUUAACAGUUGGGAGCACCGUGAAGCAAGCUAUUUUGAUUUGGUGAUGGCUCUGCUACCAAAAGAGCACUCAGAAAUUUUUCAUAACCAUUAUAUAGCUGACAUUUAGACUGACAUUUUUUCCACUUCAGACUCAUUCUACAAGGUUUUGUUGUACCAUGCUAGCUAUUUGCAGUGUAGGGAAAUGCACUCAGUGCUUAUGUGUCCCUGUGGUGGGGGGACACCCGGGAGUGGUGCAUACAUGUAAAUGGGAAAGGAGGCUAGCUGAUUACUUGGCUCUGACUUUCACAAAUGCUAUACCCAUAACAUCUGAGGAGAGAAGUGAAUUUGUUGUCUCAUAGACUCUGCUCUGCUGGAAAAUCCUCAGUGGUGCAUUUUCCAUUCUCCUUUGGUACUCCUUCUCUUUCAGCUGUCUGCCUUGAUUGCAUUCUAGUCCAGUUCAGUGUAAGUAUUUCUGGAUUGUCUGCUCCCUACAUAAGCAAAUCAAAUCUGCUGAAAUGGUGGUCACUCUCUAAACUCCACAACAGUUGAAGAGCUGUCUCCCAAUACCAGAUCUAGUAUUGAGCUUUGUUUUUGUCAUUCCCAAAUACAAUUGUCUGGUCUAUGCGUAUGUUGAUGUGGUUUUG
Gallus gallus (chicken) is the source of this 5694-nucleotide messenger RNA. RefSeq names its product death associated protein kinase 2 (gene DAPK2). The coding region runs from base 1453 to 2907 and encodes 484 amino acids. Lineage: Eukaryota; Metazoa; Chordata; Aves; Galliformes; Phasianidae. Gene Ontology annotation, biological process: protein phosphorylation; positive regulation of apoptotic process; intracellular signal transduction. Gene Ontology annotation, cellular component: cytoplasm; nucleus. The transcript has 13 exons. The record is from RefSeq and is a predicted model, not a curated record. Gene Ontology annotation, molecular function: ATP binding; protein serine/threonine kinase activity.